CCCUUUGAUUCUGUAAUUUUUCAAUAAAAAUCCAUUUUUGUCUAUAAAAACCUUAUUUUUGUUGUACGUAAAUCUUAAUUUGACUUCUCUAGACCUUUUUUAUACACGAACUCUCAAAUGGGGUUCUCGAUUAUUAAAAAGAAAAAAGAAAAAAAAAGUUGUCCGUAAUGUUGUAAAUUGGGUUUGAUAAAAAUGGGAUCAAAAUGGGAAUCUGACCCUUUAUUCUCAGCAGCCGAAGUGGUUCAAGACUCUGCUGACAGGAUGGAAUCGCUUUUUCGUCUUCUUUUGCAUGACCAGAGCCUUCUUCAAGGUGAUCAUCCUGAUCACAGGCUGCUUACGUCCAUACAAUAUCAUAAACGUGAUCUUGCAACUAUACUUGAAACUGCAAAAUGGCAGUUGGAAGAUUUUGAAAGAGCCGUCAACUCUUUAGCUAUGCAAGACAAGUCUCGAACCAGAGAAGAUGGAACUUUCAGACAUAGGCAGUUCAUUAGGGCCAUUAGAGAACAAAUAAAUCACGUUGAGAAAAGUGUGGAUGGCCCAUCAAAGGGAGGUUCCAUGAUAAAUGUUGAAUGGGUUGAUUUAAAUGAACAAGACAGAGACGGGUUAGCUCUAUUUCUUAUAGGAGGAAAUGCCACUGAACAUUCCAAUCAUCAGGAGGUGGAAGAAACAAGCAUAUUGAGAAGAUUUCUCGAUCCAACUUCAGCUUCUAGUUUAACAGAUAACGAAAUCAUUGAGCAUGAGAGCGGGGAAUUUGAGAAGUAUAAACUGAGCAGAGAUGUGCAAAUGAACCAUUGCCCUUUAAAGGAUGAAAAUUCUAUAAUGCUGGCUUCUGAUUACAGUACUAGAUUAGGCUCAGAUCUGCAAGGUGUCUCCUGUAACAGGGCUGGUGAUGGCAAUCAUUGGGAUCUAGAAGCUCACGUAGCCACACCUAAAAAUGUAUUCCAUGAAACUAAAUCAAAAGGGUUCUACAGUAGAAUAAACUUCGGAUUCUUGAGCAAUCUAUGGACUAUGUGUGGAAGCAAGGUCACGAAGAGUUAUAUAAAGAGAUUGAAAGAUGGAGAAGAACAAAGGCAUUCCCCGACAUACAUUGAUGUUCCCUUUAUUGCACAGGGUCAACAUAUGGGACCGAGAUUAGGAUGUAGAGGUAGAAGCUUAGCAGGAUUAUGCUCUGCAUUUCGAGCAAAUUUAAUGGUCCUGGGGAGCAGCUUAGAAGCGCAAUAUCAAAGAUUUCCCCGUGUCAUUCAAGUUAAUCAACAUACAGUCCAACUAAUAUUCACAAUAAUCUUCGCACUAGUAGUUUUUGGAAUAGUGGUGUCCAAAAUUACUUGAUUGCAGUCGGUCCCUUCAAAUCUUUUGAAUAUCCAUAGAGAAGAAAGUGCAGAAAACCGCAUCCCAUAACCCCGGCCCUUGAAGAUCGGUUGGUUGGCAGCAAUACCUGUAUCUACUUAGCAGAAAAUCUUUUAGCUAAUGACAGAUAUUGAGGAUUCCAUGGUUUUGUAUUGACCGGUUGUUUUUAUCUAAUAUUGCAAAUACUUAAAGAGUGUAACCUACAACUAAUUCUAGGAAAUAUUUAUUUGAUUGCUGCAA
This is a messenger RNA of Mercurialis annua (annual mercury), 1587 nucleotides long. RefSeq lists its product as uncharacterized. Lineage: Eukaryota; Viridiplantae; Streptophyta; Magnoliopsida; Malpighiales; Euphorbiaceae. The record is from RefSeq and is a predicted model, not a curated record. The transcript has 6 exons. Bases 193 to 1329 code for a protein of 378 amino acids. Gene Ontology annotation, cellular component: membrane. Gene Ontology annotation, biological process: Golgi vesicle transport.